UGGUCUUCAGUGAUCAAUGGUCCAGUGACUCGCACGGGCGGCUCCUCAGCGUCGAAAAGCAGACUCGAAUCGAGACAAUGUUACACCUGAGAUUUGUCUUUAUGGCCGCUUUACCGCUGCUGCUGUUGCUUCUACUUCAGUUUAGUCCACCUGCAGAUGGCUUUAUCAUUCGACUGAUUACGGAGACACUGCAGAAUAACGUGGCUGGUGAGCCGGUUCUUCACGAGCGGACUUCUUGGGACUUUGAUCCGGAGGCGGCCAAGAGGGCCAGAUCGCUGUACUACGAGAAGAACGGAUUCCGCUCGUCCAAAUUCAUCGAGCGACUGGGCGUUGGUCUGGAUGGGCGGCACGAGGAGCGGCGGGCGGAGCAAGGACAUCGCGAUGUGGGACGACUGAAUGGGGAACACAAUGUGAACUAUCCGCCUCCACCGGCUUAGCCAUAAAUAAUUAUGAUUUAAAUUUAAUUCUCAUUUCGCCGUUUGCCAGGCUUAAUCCUUUCUGAAAUGGGUGGGCAUGGAAAAUCCAGAACAUUGUCAUCAUUUUAAUUUGCAGCGAUUAAUUGUCAUUGUGCGCAUUAAUGUGCUUCACAAGGAUUUGCGUAAUUUGCACAAUGUUGCAGCACAAUAUUCCCCCAUUCUCUGCGGCUUAUUGUCAGUGUGGGGUGAGGGGAGAGGGGGGGUUGGUAAGUCCCAGGAUCCCUUGCUUUCCCCAGCCAUGUUGUUGUUGUGGUUUUAAUAAACGUUAUUAGCCGACUGGCUGCAACUGC
Messenger RNA from Drosophila melanogaster (fruit fly), 766 nucleotides. RefSeq lists its product as uncharacterized. The transcript has 3 exons. Lineage: Eukaryota; Metazoa; Arthropoda; Insecta; Diptera; Drosophilidae. The record is from RefSeq and is marked reviewed. Bases 78 to 437 code for a protein of 119 amino acids.